Dendrobium catenatum is the source of this 723-nucleotide messenger RNA. RefSeq names its product MLP-like protein 423. Bases 11 to 556 code for a protein of 181 amino acids. The transcript has 2 exons. Lineage: Eukaryota; Viridiplantae; Streptophyta; Magnoliopsida; Asparagales; Orchidaceae. Gene Ontology annotation, biological process: defense response; abscisic acid-activated signaling pathway. Gene Ontology annotation, molecular function: protein phosphatase inhibitor activity; abscisic acid binding; signaling receptor activity. The record is from RefSeq and is a predicted model, not a curated record.
AUAUAUAUAUAUGGAUAUGUAUUGUCAUGGUCACCUAUUCUUAAGCAGAGCGAUAUCUUCUUUCUUUACUCACAACACCUCUUCACCAUUGAAGUUAAAAAUCAUGGCUAAAAAGCUUGAAAUUGAAGUGGAAGUAAGUUCACCUGCUGACAAAUUCUGGGAAAGCAUCAGAGAUUCAACAGAUCUGUUCCCCAAGAUCUUUCCUCAGCAAUACCAGAGCAUCCAAGUAAUAGAGGGAGAUGGGAAGAGCGUUGGUUCUAUACGUGCUCUCCAUUAUGCAGAAGGAAUUCCGUUCGUCAAGUUUGCAAAGGAGAAGAUUGAGGUCGAUGAUGAUGCCAACAAGCUAGUCUCGUACAGUGUGAUCGAAGGGGACAUACUGAACUACUAUACAAGCUUCAGGCCAACUCUUCAGGUUUUAUCCAAAGGAGAUGGGGCUGUGGUAAAGUGGAAUGUGGAGUAUGUGAAGCUGAAUGAAGAAGUUCCUGACCCUGAGCUUAUUCAAGCAAUGGCAACUCAAACUUUUAAAGAACUGGACGCAUAUCUGCUCAAGAACUAGAAGGAACUGCUCGAUCUCAUCUUCGAUCUUAAGAAAAUCAUUUGUAUGAAUAAGAGUGGAAGGUUUUAUGUGUAAUAUGGUGUUCUGAUGGAGUUGUCUGUUGGUGAUUUGCUCUGAACUUGCCCUUUCAAUAUCUCAUUCUAUUAAUAAAUUAUGUUUGCAUGAUA